AUGUGGUGGAGCGCACUUUCGCGAGCAGCACAGCAGCGAAGCUGUUCGCUGUGGACGCCACUUGCGUGGCAUUGGCGUCAGCGCUUCGAUAAAAAAUUGGACCUGAGUUCGCGCUCUGCGAGCACAGACGUCGGGGCCAUCAUCGGCAACAACGAGAGUAUACAACGCAAGCUUGCUGUCGAUCCGACUCGUCCGCGCGUUCGGAAACGCAAACCAACAACGCCGUCAAACCGUGCUACCGCUUUGAUCGACUUUUCAGUGCUUUACCGAGGUCCUCCAGUCAAGCGACUUACCGGGGGACUGCGGCGUUCCACCGGGGGGCGGAAUAACCAAGGCCGCACGACUGUCUGGCACCGGGGCGGUGGACACCGACGCCUCUACCGGAUUCUCGACUUGCAUCGACGUCAGUACGCAGGAUUGCCGGGCUGUGUUGAACGUGUAGAGUAUGAUCCAAACCGCAGUGGCCUCAUUGCUCUACUGAGAUAUACGCUGCCCGAGAAGGACGCGUCAUCGGAUACGACGACGACGACGUCGUCGUCAUCAACGACGGUGUUUAGCGAUCUGUAUCGAAACCUUGCCAACGCACUACAAGGAGCGACGACACCGCUGCCAACGUCGCCUUCUCCGGAGCCGAGACUUGUGUAUCUUCCUUACGAGGUAGCGAAAUCCGGGGCAGGCACGUCAGUAUCGGAGACUGGUACCAGUGCCCCGGCGACGAUCACGGCAAAUUCGUCAACGAAUGCCUCGACGGCUUUGCCCAGCAGUGACGCCCCUGUGGAGCCAUCGCGACGCCCUGAACCAACAGUUCACAUGGAAACCAUUCGAUCGAAUGUGCGAGUUCUGAAAAGGCGCUCCGGAUCCAGCCCCAAAACCCAUCUAUCGUACAUUCUAUGCCCGCAGGGUAUUCGAAUCGGGGACUUGCUGCUUUCUCGCACAGAUGGCCCCGUAGAACCGAAACCGGGGAAUGCGUGCCCCCUGCGUUACUUGCCCAUCGGUACCACGGUACACAAUAUCGAAAUGCGACCCCGCUCUGGAGGGCAACUCUGCCGCGCCGCCGGCACCAGUGCUCAGUUGCUCGAAAAGGACGAAAAGCGCAAACGAGCUUUAUUAAGAUUGCAGAGUCGUGAGGUGCGCUACAUCCACUUGGACUGUAUGGCCACAGUAGGCGCGGUGAGUAAUCCAGAGCAUCGCAACCAAUCGAUUGGCAAAGCAGGUCGAAGUCGCUGGCUAGGCCGUCGACCAGUGACGCGCGGUGUCGCCAUGAAUCCGGUGGAUCACCCGCACGGCGGCGGCGAGGGCAAGACCAGUGGCGGGCGACCGUCAGUGACCCCGUGGGGAAAACCAACCAAAGGGUAUCGGACCGUGCGAAAGCCACGCGGUGCGAAUUUCAUCGUACGAAGGCGUUUCAAAGAGUGA
Messenger RNA from Cyanidioschyzon merolae strain 10D, 1416 nucleotides. Its product is annotated as mitochondrial ribosomal protein L2 precursor. Gene Ontology annotation, cellular component: large ribosomal subunit; ribosome. The record is from RefSeq and is a predicted model, not a curated record. Gene Ontology annotation, molecular function: structural constituent of ribosome; RNA binding; transferase activity. The coding region runs from base 1 to 1416 and encodes 471 amino acids. Gene Ontology annotation, biological process: cytoplasmic translation. The transcript has a single exon. NCBI's taxonomy places the organism in Eukaryota, Rhodophyta, Bangiophyceae, Cyanidiales, Cyanidiaceae.